This is a messenger RNA of Aureobasidium subglaciale EXF-2481, 250 nucleotides long. RefSeq lists its product as uncharacterized. The transcript has a single exon. The record is from RefSeq and is a predicted model, not a curated record. The annotation marks the transcript as partial. Lineage: Eukaryota; Fungi; Ascomycota; Dothideomycetes; Dothideales; Saccotheciaceae.
CAUGUGGCACUGGAAUCGCAUAGACCGUCCGGGGUGGGGCGCAGGAACUUUUAUUGGCCUCGGAUGUGGUGUGAGUCUUGCUGCAGGGAUACUUGCGUGGUGGGAAGCAAGGAAGAUCAAGCUUAUCGAGGGCCCUAAGAUAUUGGCACUACCGAAAGGAGUUGAGAGCAAUAGGGAACAGAGCCCGUGAUGACUUCUCAAGGAUAUGUUGGCGAUUACGAUCAUAUGUCACACUACUACACGGCCACAA